This is a messenger RNA of Sceloporus undulatus (fence lizard), 5317 nucleotides long. RefSeq names its product ectodysplasin A2 receptor (gene EDA2R). The transcript is spliced from 10 exons. Bases 387 to 1988 code for a protein of 533 amino acids. Gene Ontology annotation, cellular component: plasma membrane. Gene Ontology annotation, biological process: positive regulation of canonical NF-kappaB signal transduction; tumor necrosis factor-mediated signaling pathway; positive regulation of JNK cascade. The record is from RefSeq and is a predicted model, not a curated record. Gene Ontology annotation, molecular function: protein binding; tumor necrosis factor receptor activity. NCBI's taxonomy places the organism in Eukaryota, Metazoa, Chordata, Lepidosauria, Squamata, Phrynosomatidae.
GGAAGAGGAGAGAGUAUAAAGGGCUGAAAGAAGGAGGGAGACUGAGGGGGCUGCUGGCGGGGGUCUUGUCCGGGCAUGCAUUGCCCAGCAGCAGCCAUCCCCACGAGCCUCCAGUGUCUCUAGUAGUUUAGUACUAGUCUAGUAGUAAGUAGUAGCAGUGCCCUGUUUUGCUGGGCUCCGGAGUCCGUCCAGGAGCAGCCUGCCUCUGCCUUGCUCUGGCUGGGCUCCAGGACAAGCCUGGACUUGCAAGGAGCUGCCAUCCCAGGAGGAGGAGGAAGAAGAGGGGCACGCAAGGCUGAUUCUGAGGGAUUCGACCGAAGAAAGGAAGUCCGUGGCUAACUCCCAAAGUCCGGCAGUCCUCUCUCCUGACCCAGCAAUGAAUUAAAAUGGCAAAAGAGGCUGCAAUGAUGUUCCUCCUGAUGCUUGCUAGCAAGGUGCCACGGUUUUCUGCAAACCCAGUGGAAUGUCGCGGGAAUGAAUACCUGGACGAUCGUGGGAAAUGCAGCCCAUGCAAGCAAUGCGGACCCGGGAUGGAGCUCUCUGAGGAGUGUGGCUAUGGCGAAGGCAGCAAUGCGCAAUGCGUGCCCUGCCAACCGCGGAGGUUCAAGGACGGUUGGGGGCACCAUGGAUGCAAGCCUUGCGCCUCUUGCAGCCUGAUCAACCGGGUCCAGAAGUCCAACUGUAGUGCCACUUCGGACGCCGUCUGUGGAGAGUGUUUUCCUGGUUUCUAUAGGAAGACCCAGAUCGGAGGUUUCCAGGAUCUGGUGUGCGUCCCUUGCACCAAGCAGACCCCUCCUUCUGAACGACAGUGCCGUGCGAGAGUCUCCCUGGUGAAAGUGGAAAGCCACUCGGCACCCGCUCAUGCCUCGGCCCUUGUGGCACUGACCAUCAGCGCCCUGGUCAUCAUCCUGCUGGUCCUCUUGACCGUCUCCAUCCUCUACGGCCGGCGGUUCUGGAAGAGCCAGUGCCAGCGGGUGCUUCAGCGGAGCCCGACCCUCCCUGGUCAGCGGGUGACCUUUCAAGCAUCCGCUCUGCCGGCCGGCGUCUCUUUCCACAAACCGACAUUGGACCCUCCUUGCUUUGGCACCGAGAGCUUCAUGAAGGGCUGUGGGCCACUAGAAGGUCCCUCUGAGUCUGUGCCAUGUGUCCCAGAAGCGGAGGUCCCUGGCUUCCAUUUGCCCGGCUACCAGCCUGACUUGGACUCGCCUGCCCUGGUCACUCUCAGCCCAAAGGCUCCUCUGGCCAGGAAUCCCUUAGAAACCCGGCCCUUGCUCAGGAAUUCAGAGUGCAGCGACUGCUCGGCCGGAGGGUCUUCUUUCAUGGAGGUUGGGCAUGGGUCUGGGGAGGAUCCUGGCCACCCCACUCCUCCUCCCUCCUUCUGUGCCAUGGACAUCCAGCCGCGCUGGCCCCAUGCCCCCGUGGAGUGCACAGAGCUGGACCUGCAGGCAUUCUCCGACCAAGCGGGGCGCAUGGUCAUCAGGCACAAAGAGGACGCCAGGAAGAUGGUGGCGCAAGAGCAGCUGCACCCUGAGGCACCAGUCUGCCCAGUUUACCCAUCAGCAAAAGGCCAGCUUGCUUGUGCAUCUGCCCCAACCUCAUCCCUGUCCUUCAGGGAUCCCAUUGUCGAAAGCGGGGAGCAGCUGGGAGGUGACGUUCAGAGCAUUGUGGCUGAGAUCCACGAUGUUUUGCAAGACCUCCCUCUGGCCAGCCUGCCGGCUUCCCUGGUGCUCUCUCUCGCUGACCACUUGGACCCUUCCUUACCUGGACUCAAGAACUUCAGCCACUUGGGAGAGGAACUGGGGGUCCCAGCUCACAAGCAGCCCCAGAUAUCUGGGUUCGUGGAGCUUGUCGCCUUCCUGGCCUCUUCUGGAAGGCCCCUCUCAGUCCUCUCCUUGGCCCAAGCGCUGCAGAAGCUCCAGCGGUUUGAUGCCUUCCUUUUGCUCUAUGGUCACUUUGUGGGCAGCCAGACCCACCACUGCAGUCACUAGGUGCGUCCGGCCGGAGCGCUUUCUCAUCUCAGAGCCUCUCCUGCAAGCAAGAUGGGUUCAGCUGUCUGCCGAAAGAGGUAUUGUCUUGCCUAGAGAUCUUUUUAGGAUGAGAUCUUCAAGCUGAAGAGGAAGACGUUGCUUGUGGAGACGAGGAAAGGAAAAUUCAGGGAGAUUUUUGACAUCGGCUGGACGGCCCUAUUUCAGGGAUGAAUUUUCUGGCUCACCAUCAAUCCACUGUCUUUUUCUUUCUUUCUUUUUAAAAUAAUGAUCUACUGAUGCUGUAUCUCUGCUUGAGAUCUAGUUCAUGCUGUCUCUGUACUUGAGAUCUACUUCAUCUCCUGGAUCAUCUUGAUCCUCCUUUGGAAACAGUAGUUUUGCCUCCUGGGUCACCUACUUUGGAAAAUGUACAACUAUAUUCUGUGCAUCAGUUUCCCACUGUUUCCAAAAAGUUGGUGCUUGAGAUCGACUCUAUGAAGUUAAAAGAAAGAGCAUGAAGAUCUUUCAUUUUGUACCAGCUUUCAGAUCUUCCUUAAAAACAGAUCUGUCUUCAUUGACCAGCCUUGAAUGGACUAGCUUUCAAAAAGACAGACGGGUUUCUCGCUGAUAUCUUUAAUGUUUCUGCAAUGUCUAUAGGGCUCCUGGGGUCCCUUACGGGGAAUUUUCUUGCCGACACACAUUCAGGGGUUUCCUUUUUUAAAACAAAUGCUGACAUUUAUAACUGUUUUGUUUACAAGUGUGUCGUAAUAUUUUUAAAAUAAUAUUAAUUCUUUUCUGAACUUCGAGGGCUUUAAUGGGGAAAGAGUUACUGUAUUUUUGCGGUUGUUCUAAUCCUCUUUUGGGGUUUCGUUCUGGGAAAAGGGAUAUCCAUCUGGACCCCUUUUCUGCAGGUAAAAUCUCCUUUACUGAGGAAUUUGGAUUUGUAAAUGCCUCUAAUGGUUUCAGAGGAAAGAUUUGUAGGCCUACGGAUUUGUUAUUUUGGGGAGAAGUGCCUCUCUUUAAGUGAACUUAUCACUUGCCAUACACUACAAUGCAACCCUCUAGAUAUUGUUGGGCUGCAUCUCUUAGCUAUGGCUACGCUGGCUAGAAGGAUAAUGGGACUUGUAGUCCAACGGCAUCUCUGAGGGACGUAUCGUCUCCAUCUCUGACUUCCCAUUGAUUAGUGGGUCUGUUCCAGCUUGGACUAAGAAUUCGAUGUAGGGCUACGUCUCCGUGGCCUUCACUCCUUUCUCAAGCAUCGGUGCCAAGGCUCCAGCCAUUUUAAGCAGAUGUUUCCAAUUGUCCUUGUGUUCUGAAUUGCUGGAUUAGGGGUCUGAAAGUGAUUUCAAUUUAUAGGAAAACAGGGAGACAGAGAUGGCUGUUGUCCCUUGAAUUAGACAUUGGAGAGCUAUUGGAGUGGAGCUGUUAUUCCUCUUUCCUUCCUCCUUCCUUCAUUGAAUGCCUUUGGAGCCCAUAAGCUCUUCUUUGUCCUCAUGCGCCAAAUGCCACCCAGGAUUCAGGAAGCAUGUUUCCUGCACUUCUAAUGUCAAAGCGAUUUCAUUUAUUUUGCUGCCACUUUCCAAUGGUUGAAUCCUUUCCUCCGGGACAAAGUGGAUUUGUAGUCUUUGCAAUAUCCAUUGAGUCCCAGAGUGAAAAGCAAGGGCCAGGGCUAAAGGAGACAAAACCUUAGGCUUGGCUUUGGUGCAAAAGGGGCAAAAAGAGAGAGGCUUCCGGUCUUCCUGGAAACGUUGGGCCGAUUUGCAUUGGGAGCUUUUCAUUCCCAUUGGGAAAAACGUCCUCCGCCAAAGAGAAGGAUCUCAUCUUGUCUGGCUGCUUUGCUUGCGUUUAGUCAAUGGCAGUCAGAGCUAAGGGAGGGAUGUGGCUGUUUGUUUCUCCCGAUGCACCAGAAAUAAGGUCCUUUUUGGGACUGAAGCCCCUAAUGUUCCAGUAUAAUCAAUAUUUAUUAUAUCCGUUGAUAUUGGUAAAACCAUGUCACAUCUUAGAAAUAAGAAAGUCAACCUCGUCGUAAAUGUAGUAAUUUCCAAUCCAUUUAAGUCAUCAGUUUUAGGGGACACUUAAAGAGAGGCCUUUGCAUCUAAUGAAUUCUUUCCGUAAGUAUGUAUUUGCAUGAUUUGUGUGGCCUGCAGAUAGACCUCUUCUCGGUCCAGUAUUUCAGCAUGUUUUGCAAUUGCGUUUCAUGGUUUCUCUACCUGCAAACAUUGCAGCAUGUACCGAAACUGGUCGCAUGAAUGUAAUUUCAGCAUUAUUGCCCUGCGAUCCUGAAGCCUUUGUUUCAGAUUAUGACCUUUCUAUAGGACAGGGUUGCAGGCUGACUGCUGAACAGUGUUUACUUUCUUGAGCUGUGAAAAAACAAAAACAAACCCUGUGUGUGUAUUAACUGUAGUGACAUCGAUAGCUGUGUAGCAAAACAAGACUGUGAACCCAAUAGUCCACUGAUAGAAGUAGCUUUCUCUAUGGGGAUUGAGUUUUAAACUUCCCAUUACCUCCUUUGCUGUGGAAAUGCUUCUCUCGCUGGGUGAUUCUUCUGUCUAUAAUGAAAUGUGUGUACUAUACGUCUGAAUGGCUCAAGAGACACACGUCGUGCCCAGUCAGGAGCAAUGGCAUUUGCAAUUGUGGGUCCGUUCCUUUCCAGGGUCCUGUCUUGCAAGGAUUGCAUAACCUUGCAUUGCUCUUUGCAUUGCUGAGCUUCCUUGCAUCCCAUUAAGGCCAUUGGAAGUCAAAUACAAGAGUCCCAUUUAUUUCAAUGGGGACAAAGUGAGGUUUACCUGUCACUGGGCUCUAUGCACACCAUUGUGGCUUCUUCUAUCCUAGGAACUCGCAAUGAAUAAUAGUAGUAGUAAUAAUAAUGUAUUAUUAUCAUUAUUACACAGCAUUGCAACAUUUUGCUUGGCCAAUAAAGGUAUUGUUUGGAUUUGCUAAAUGGCCCAAUGCAGCUUAAUGGGACAAGUAUUUUUGGAACGGCGAAAUGCUAAACGUUUAAAUGUACGAACGAAUUACAGGGAUAUUCUCCUCAGGAUUGCGCUACAAGACUAGCGUCAAAACGUUUGGAUUAAUUUUUGCUAACCGUUUGUUGUAUUAGGAUUCCUAAACAAAGACUGUCUUUAAACAGUCACCCUUUUGGUUUUUGUUGUCGUCGUUUCAGAUUAUUUCAUAUGUUUGGUUUUGUUUUUCUGAAGCCAAAAUGCCCGGCGUUUGCGUUCUUGGCUGUAAUUGGGGUUUUUUGGUGAUGAUGAUGGUGAUGAGCUUUGUAUGUCGGGAGCCAUAACUGUCUGGACUUUGCUCUCCUUUGUGGAAUGUGUUUUUAUUUUCAGAAAUAAAGAAAUAAAAUGGCA